This is a messenger RNA of Closterium sp. NIES-67, 4136 nucleotides long. Lineage: Eukaryota; Viridiplantae; Streptophyta; Zygnematophyceae; Desmidiales; Closteriaceae. The record is from the annotation of a GenBank genome assembly.
GUGCGCCUGGCCCUGGUGCCCACCUUCACUGCGUUCAUGGCGAGUCUGCCCGCCUCCCACCGCCCCCAGUGCGCGCACCUGCUGCCGCGCCUGCUGUGGCGCCAGGGGGUGGCGCCCGAGGAGAUGGAGGCGCAGGAGAGAGCAGCUCGGGCAGCAGCAGAGGCAGCAGAGGCAGCAGAGGCGGCAGAGGCGGCAGAGGCAGCAGAGGCAGCAGUAAUGGCAGCAAUGGCAGCAGCAGCAGCAGCAGCGAAGGCAGAGGCAGAGGCAGAAGCAGCAGCAGCAGCAGAGGGAGCAGAGGGAGCAGAGGGAGCAGAGGGGGCAGAGGGGGUAGUUGGAGUAGAGGGAGGAGAGGUGGGAGCGGGUUGCGCUCCAGCUGCAGUGGCAGCUGCCAGUGAAGGCGUGGAGAGUGGAGGCAGGCGACCAGAGGGGCUGGUCGUCACUCCCUUGAACCCACCUCCUGAUACGGACAGCCGACGUGCAGAGGGCACUGUUGCUCAAGGCCCCACUAAAGUGGGAUUCGUUAUCAGUAGCGGUCUAAGCCAGGAGGCAAGUGUAGACGAUGAUGAGUAUGUGGACAGCCCCCGGUACCCCCCUGCUAGUGCCCUCCUGGGUGCUCCUGGGGGUGCUGCUGGUGCAGAUGCUGUUGGUACUGUGGAUUCUGCUGGUGCUGCGGGUGCUGCUGGUGCUGUAGGUGCGGAUGCUGCUGGUGUGAGCGAUGGCAAUGAGAGAGGGGAGAGGGCGGCUGGGACAGAUGGAGAGGGGAGAAUCCAGGAUGGAGGAGAGGAGGGAAAUGAGGGACUGCGAGGGGAGACAGGGGAUCUGCACGGAGAGAACCCAGGAGCGGAGCAGCGAGGGGAUGAGGGGGAGAAGAAAUCAAGUGCCAAGGUGUGGGGAGAAGAGGCAGGAUCAGGAGGGGUUAGCUCGGUUGUGGGGAGGAGGGAGGCAGGGGGGAGGGAGGAGAGUACUGGGCUUUGGGCGAAGCUGAUGAGUGGAUUGGCUGGUCUCGGGGCAGGUGGUUUGCUGGGGGAGAUGGCAUCUGGGGCAGGCGUGGAGGGUGUGGGAAGGGAUGUGGACAGUAAGUGUGAGGGGUCGAGUGUGGGGUUGAGUGAGGGAACCAGGGAAGAUAGUGUGAGUGAAGGGAGUGUGGAAGGGAAAGAGGAGGGAGAGGCGGAGGGAGCAGAAGGAGCAGAGGGGAGACUGCAGGGCAAAUGGGCAGAGGUGAGAGGGGACCUUGGUGGUGAAGGUGAGGGUGCACCUGAGGGUGAUUCUGGUCGGGGUGAUUCUAAUGAGAGUGAUGCUGGCACACGAGGUGUGGCAGCAAAUGGAUCGCAUAUGGGCGAUUCUGCUGGUGGUGGCUGUGCGGCUGCUCCUGCUGGCAGCCACAGGGGAGCUGCAGGAGGAGCGUGUGGGAAAGAGGGGGAAGAAAAGGGACGGGAGGGAGGAGGCAGUGAGGGAGAGGGAGGAUGGAGGGAUGGGGAGGAUAGAGGGACUAGUGAGAAGGGGGAAGGAGUGAGGAGAAUUGGGGAGCAAGGAGGCAGCAAAAAGGGGGAAGAGGGAGGAGAGAGAGAGGGGGAGGAAGGAGGCAGCAGAGAGGGGGAAGGAGGAGGGGGGAGAGAGUAUGGUGUGGGUGUGGAGGCGGUGUGGGACCGUGGAGGAGAGGGGACAGGUGAAGAGCCAGGGGAUAUGAGCAGAGUGGCAGCAGGAGAAGGGAACAGUGAGGCGGGCAGCGAGGGGGAUCCAGGGCAGGACGGAAGGGGGAGCAGUACGGAGAAGGUCGGGCAUGCACUCAGCACAGCACAGGAGGGAGGGGAGCACGAGCGUCACAGUGAACGUGUUGGACAGGGAGAGCACCAACCCAGAGCCAACCAGCAAGAUGGGCAGCGACAUGCCAGCAACGCGGAUGAGGGAGAGGGGCACCCAACUGGAACGACGCGGCAAGGGGCGGAGAACUACUCUGCCAGCAGCGGUCAAGAGGGGGCGGAGCAUGGGUAUCCUCCGUUAGGCCCCCGCGAGGGGGGGAGUGAGCGUGGUCCCUCCAGCAGCGGGCAGCAGUGUGGGGAGUAUCGGUGCCUAUCAGAGAGCUCUCAGAACGACCCCCCUGCGAGCAGUGCGCAGGAGGGCGGGGAGUAUCGGCUGCAGGUGCAGGUGGGCACGCCGGCGCCCAACACUGUGCGUGUCCAUGUGGCGGCUGCUGACUCGCCGAGGCCUCUGGUGCUGGGCGGCAGCAACCCGAGUGCGCAGCUGAGGACCCUGCCCAGCCGCAACCGCCUGCGGCCGCAGCUGAGGCUGCCAGGGCGGGAGAGCAGCUGGCACCUGCGACUUGCUGCACUCAGCCAAGCCUCAGACGUGGCUCAGCUGCUGCCGCCCAACAGCACCUCCCUGCCCCUCCUCGUUGACCUCGUGCUCACUCUCUGCAGGGAUCGAAUUGCCACCGUGCGGGAGGAAGCAGCCAAGCAGGCUGCCAAGCUGCUGACCCUCACUACCUUGUCUGCUGCCACGUCAGCAUCACUGCAAACAGCCACAUCAGUGUCAUCCGUACCUGCCACUUCGCCUUGCCACGCAUCAUUAACCUGCAAACCAGCAUUUGCUGCCACGUCAGCAAGACAAGGGUCAGCAGAGCAUGCAGACUGUGUUGACUCACGUGCAUCCGCCGCGUAUGAGCCUGCUGACCCCUCAUCUGCCGAACCUCAUUCUGCUGACUCCACAUCUGCCGAACCUCGUGCGACUGACUUGUAUGCUGCCGAGCCUCAUGGUGGUUCGGGCUGCAGUGCAGUGUAUGGGGAUGGUGAAGCAAGGGGAGGCGAUGGGGAGAGUGAUGGUGGGGAGAGGCAGAGGAGUGGGGAGAGGCGGAGGGAUGGGGAGAGCAGUGGCAACAGUCAGCAGGGAGCUCAGGAGGAGGGGGUGCACGAGAGCACAAUGGCCAAUGUCAGCGGCCACAGUGACCAUUGCAAUCACCAUCGUGGUUCUGAUGGUUCUGCUGAUUCGCACAGCCAUCGUGCUGUGAAUGGGCAUCAUGACAUGAACAGCCCUCAGCGCCACGAUUGCCACCCCCCUGAUCGCUAUCCUGUGGACAGUGGUCAGCGGCAGCACACGCGCCAUUUGCCUGCAGAUGCUGCUAAUACCACACACCCCCGCUCUAACUCUUCCUCUUCCUCUCACACUCUCCCUCACACUCACUCUCACUCGCAUGCCCAUCCUUGUCCUGCCGCUCCCUCUGCUUCCCAUCCAUCUGCUUUGCACACUGACUCUGACGCCUUGGCGUCUGAGGCGCUCCUAUCGGCCUUGGCUCGCCUCGCCACCAGCCGCAACUUCCGAGACCGACAAACGUUCGGCAUAGCGUGUACUGAGCUGCUGGACUGCGUCGGCCCGACCCUGGCAGUGCCUUUCCCUCCCUCACCAUUGCAGUCCUUCCCUCCUCCCACCAAGCACACACACCCCUCCCCACACACACUCUCCUUGUCUACUCCACACUCUCUAGCUCUCCAAAACCAGGCCAACGCACACCUCCACGCAUCCUCUUUCCUCCUCUCAGCAAUUCUCCCGCUUCUCCUCCCCCUGGUCUAUGACAACGUGCCAAAUGUCAGAAUACGAGUGGCUGAGGCUCUCUCUGCCGCCUGGCCUGCACUGGAUGCCCUCAGUGUCACAGACCUGUCAAGAACAGCUGACACCGGUAUGCCAGCUACAUCAGCAGCAGCAGCACCACCACCACCACCACCACCGCUAGCAGUGCCACACAUAGCACCAGCGGCAACCGAGCUAGGAACAAACCUAGCAGAGCAGCUUAUGUCGGGGGCGCAACCGCAGCCAAUACCAGAGCAGGAGCAGGUACCAGCACCGCAGGCACGGCUGGAUGAGCUGCGAGUGUCAGUGGCGUCUGCUCUGUCGCUGCUGGAGGGUGAUGAGGAUGCUGAUGUGGCAUGGACUGUUGUGGCUAGAGUGGCUUCCCCACACGAGUAUGGGAUGGGCUAAUCGCUUCUCCCAGCUUUGUCCAGCAGCCUAACACCAAACAUCAACACAAGGCUUGGCUUGUCUUCCUGUCUCAGGGAAUUGAACAAAUCUUAGUUGCUGGAUGGUAGAUCGAUUCAAUAGUUCACUCUUACCGGUAUUGCUAAAUCAAGUAAAAUGGUAGAAUUUUC